AUGAAGUACUCUAUCGCUUUCGCUACCUUUAUCGCCUCUGCUCUCGCAGCCAAGGCAUGCCCGGCACCCCCCAGUGCUACGUCUACCAUCUCCACUGCACCCCCCAGUCCUACGGAUGUUAUCCCCACUGGAUCCAAGUACUUCGGAGCCCUUGUCUCUGCUAAGGGUACCACCAUCCACCUACAGGCCUUCAAUGCCCGCGAGGGCAACUUUUUCGUUGGUGGCAAGCCCAACACCUCCUGCGAUGCGCCUAACGGUGUUACCUGCCCACCAGGCAAUGAGACUGUCUUCGAAAAUGUUGUUGCUGGCAAGCUCGACCUAGCCAUCUCAGGAAUGGGCCCACAGAUCAUCUACGUGGCGCCCGAUGGUGCUCUCAAGUUCACCCUUCCCCAUAGGUCUGGCUCCCUACCAGAGGGCAGCAUCAGCGACGGCUUCGAGAUGACCGCCCCUGUUGAGGGAGGCUCGUUUGGAACGUUUUCCAACAAAGCCGGUCCUUUCCUGGCUUGCUCGCCUGCUGCGGGUGCCGAUAUGCAAAUCUUUGUCAAGCUCGAGGGCCACGGCGCUUACGACCCUAGCUGCGUUGAAUUCUCUUGUCUUACCCUAUCUGUCGACAAGGUCAAUGCCUGGCAAUACAACUAG
Plenodomus lingam JN3 is the source of this 639-nucleotide messenger RNA. RefSeq lists its product as uncharacterized. The record is from RefSeq and is a predicted model, not a curated record. NCBI's taxonomy places the organism in Eukaryota, Fungi, Ascomycota, Dothideomycetes, Pleosporales, Leptosphaeriaceae.